Molecule: messenger RNA, 249 nt
Organism: Rodentolepis nana
Lineage: Eukaryota; Metazoa; Platyhelminthes; Cestoda; Cyclophyllidea; Hymenolepididae
Source: the annotation of a GenBank genome assembly
AUGGUAUCGGAGGUAUCAUUGAGGAGCAGCAGACAAUUUGCAAAGAAUGAAAAAGAGGGCAAAGAUAACCGUAAUACAGAUGAUGACUCAAAUACUCCAGGCUGUGAUUUAGGAGGUGAUGCAGAUGAUGGCUCAAUUGCCCCAGGUGGUGGCGAGGGAAAUUAUGACAAUGGGAACGUUUCCGCUGGAAACAAUCACUUCAUCUUCCCCUAUCAUCACUCCAUUAUUCCGCUGUUUCGGUCACAAUAA